GCCGCGGGGUGUGAGGCAGCUCUCGGCCGCGGCGGCGGGGACGGCGGCAGCGGCGGGGUCCGCGUUGGCCGCCGGCGGGGACCCAGUGCUGCCCCGCCGCGCCCGCCCGCCCCAUCGCACGCUGUUGUCAUGGAGGAGCCAAGAUGGCGGCGCUGGCCUACACCGGGGGCAAGCGGGAGAUCAACUACUACUUCAGCGUGAGGAGCGCCAAGGCGCUGGCGCUGGGCGCCGUCCUGCUCCUCACCGCCUGCCACGCCGCCUCCCGCCGCUACCGAGGUGGUGAUACAUGUGAGUACCUUUUGUCCAGUGGGAGAUUUCUUGGAGAAAAAGUAUGGCAACCUCACAGUUGUAUGAUGCAUAAGUAUAAAAAUAGUGAAGCAAAAAAUUGCCUCAUAGACAAACAUGUUGUGUUUAUAGGAGAUUCUAGAAUUCGACAGCUGUUCUAUUCAUUCAUAAAACUGAUAAAUCCUCAAGUCAAAGAAGAGGGAAUUAAGCAUGGAAAUAUCCCAUUUGAAGAUAAAUCUGCUUCAAUUAAAGUGGAUUUUCUGUGGUAUCCAGAAGUUAAUGGCUCUAUGAGGCAACGUAUCAAAUCUUGGACUGAGGGUUCUGUGGCAAAACCUCAUAUAAUUGUAGUAGGAGCUGCCACGUGGUCUAUCAAGAUUCACAAUGGCAGCAACGAAGCCCUUGCACAAUAUAAAAUCAAUAUCACUUCAAUUGCACCUCUUUUGGAAAAAUUAGCAAUAAGUAGUGAUGUUUACUGGGUCUUACAAGAUCCUGUUUAUGAAGAUAUGCUGAGUGAAAGUCGGAAAAUGAUCACUAAUGAGAAAAUAGAUGCUUAUAAUGAAGCAGCUGUUCGUAUUCUGAACAGCAGCUCCCGAAAUUCCAAAGCUAAAGUUAAAGUGUUCAGUGUAUCCAAAUUGAUAGCACAAGAAACUAUCAUGAAGUCUGUGGAUGGCCUGCAUCUCCCUGAAUCAAGCAGAGAUACAAAUGCAAUGAUUCUUAUGAAUGUCUACUGCAAUAAAAUAGUGAAGCCCAUUGAUGGCUCCUGCUGCCAGCCUCAGCCUCCACUCACUCUGAUACAGAAGAUAGCUUUCUGUUUUUUUACUUUGUCCAUUAUUGGAUAUUUAAUUAUCAGCUUAAUUCAUCGGAAUAGUUAUCGGAAGAACAAAUCAUGCACUGAUUUGGAAAGUGGAGAAGAGAAGAAACCUGUCAUCAGCACACCUAACGUUUCUACUUUAGAGAUGCUCUUACACUGCUUUUGCAAACUUGGUCUAAUCAUGACCUAUUUUUAUCUGUGUGACAGAGCAAAUCUUUUCAUGAAGGAAAAUAAAUUUUACACACAUUCAUCUUUCUUCAUACCAAUCGUCUAUAUCUUGGUUUUGGGGGUAUUUUAUACUGAAAAUACCAAAGAGACUAAAGUGUUAAAUAGAGAACAGACUGAUGAAUGGAAGGGCUGGAUGCAACUUGUUAUUUUGAUUUAUCAUAUCUCUGGAGCAAGCACUUUUUUGCCUGUGUACAUGCACAUUCGAGUUCUGGUUGCUGCAUAUCUGUUUCAAACAGGUUAUGGGCACUUCUCAUAUUUUUGGAUAAAAGGGGACUUUGGUGUAUACAGAGUGUGUCAGGUUUUAUUCCGUCUCAAUUUCUUGGUUGUGGUGUUGUGCAUAGUGAUGGAUCGACCUUACCAGUUCUACUAUUUUGUGCCAUUAGUCACUGUCUGGUUUAUGAUCAUUUAUGCCACCUUAGCUGUAUGGCCUCAGAUUGUCCAGAAGAAAGCAAAUGGGAACUGCCUGUGGCACUUUGGUUUACUGCUGAAACUGAUUUGCUUACUGACGUGUAUAUAUUUUCUGUCAUAUUCUCAGGGUGCAUUUGAGAAGAUAUUUUCAUUUUGGCCAUUGUCCAAGUGUUUUGAACUGAAUGGGAAUGUCUAUGAAUGGUGGUUUAGGUGGAAGCUGGAUCGCUAUGUGGUUUUUCACGGGAUGCUGUUUGCUUUUAUUUAUCUGGCAUUGCAGAAACAUCAGAUGAUAUCAGAAGGAAAAGGAGAUCCUCUUUUCUCCAACAGAGUUUCAAAUGUUUUAUUAUUUAUUUCAAUUGUGUCCUUUUUGACCUACUCUAUUUGGGCUAGUAGCUGUAAAAACAAGACAGAGUGCAAUGAGCUACAUCCCUCUGUUUCUGUUGUGCAGAUUUUAGCUUUCAUCCUCAUCAGGAACAUUCCUGGAUAUGUCCGAUCUGUGUAUAGCUCAUUCUUCGCCUGGUUCGGCAAAAUUUCUUUAGAGCUUUUCAUUUGCCAAUACCAUAUUUGGCUGGCAGCAGACACGAAGGGGAUCUUGGUGCUCAUUCCUGGAUAUCCAAUGUUUAAUGUCCUUGUCAGCACUUUCAUAUUUGUGUGCGUGGCACAUGAGAUUUCUCAGAUCACUAAUGAUCUAGCCCAGAUUGUUGUUCCUAAAGAUAACUCAACUCUGCUGAAGAGGUUGCUAUGCAUAGCUGGAUUUUUUUCUGGACUACACUUCUUCUCAGCAAUGCAAGAUCAGUCAAGGCAUUAACUUAGAAACUUUCUUCAGGUUUACUUUGUGUCUGCCUGAACAAAAAUUCUCAACUGGAGGUACAAGGACACAUUUAAAUUAAGCGUGUGGAAAAUGUAUAUUGUGGAAAUGUACAUAUUUUGUGUGGAAAUAGCCUUCUCAAAUAAUCUGAGAAACAAGAGUGCACUGUACAGAAUUGCAUGUGAAAAUGAGUCUUUUCUACUGGAUGUUUGUUUCUGUUUACAUAUCUGUUGAAACGAGACACGAAGCAGUGCGGUGGUCGGGCAGCACCACGGGCACGUCACGGGAUUCAGCCAGCACUGGGCGAGUGCACGGCCAGGGGCUGCUCCGGAGCACGCGGAGCUCGGAGCACAGAGCACGGAGCUCGGAGCUUGGAGCACAGAGUAUGGAGCUUGGAGCGCUGAUCUCGGAGCUUGGAGCGCUGAUCUCGGAGCUUGGAGCGCUGAUCUCGGAGCUCGGAGCGCUGAUCUCGGAGCGCUGCCGUCCCCGGCAAGGAGCGCGCCCGGCACAGCCGGGAGCUGAGACAGCGACACCGGGCGCAGCUCUGAGCAAAGCGGUAAUCUGCUGGUUAGAAAUUAGUGUUUGGGGUGGAAAUAGUAAUACAUGUCACGUGAAACCCUUCAUGUGUGGAAGUUACAAGUAAUCAUCAAUUCAGUGAUUGAUUAUAUACAAGUUUACAUAAUGUUUAUGAGGGUUUUUAAAGAAAUUUAAGAUGUGUUCAGCAAAUAUGGAGAAUUCCGAGAUUAAUUUUUUUUACAAGGAGAAUUUAGGUUUUCUUCCUAAAAUUGUUUGCUUUUUCAUAAAGUUUUCACUAAUUCAUUUAACUGUGUGUAGUUCUGUGUACAAUCCCAGUGAACAAACAAAUGAAUAAUUUUCAGAGACUCAGUUCAAGAUGGGAAAUUUUUGGAAGACCCUCCAACGUUUUUCAGUCAGAUGGAAUCCUAUCAUAUCCACUCCAUGAGAUCUUAAGGGAAUGGUGAUCUUAGACCCUCUCCCUGUUUGUAGGUGACCUAAAUUAGGUCCCAUUAGGGAACUGGUGCCAUAUUCUAUGCUGUAAUAGCAUUUUCAUUUAAGAGGAUGCAAGUUAAUCUGUUGGUAUCAUAAGAAGGAGGGAUUGAAUGGUCAACUUUGUCACAUGCAGGUGGUUGAGUCUCAGAAUUACAAGUGAAAUGAGAUUGGGGCUGUUUGAAAAAAACUUUUCAUCCUAUUUAGCAGUGUCCAAUUUUCUUACUAAUUUUUUCCUUUAGCAAAAACUAUAAUUGAAAGAAAUAGUCCUUCAGUGUGGCAGUGACAAGCUGUUGUUUACAUUCUACUUAUCAGUGAAGUUAUGGACAUUUCUUGGUUGGUUGUGUGUUUGGUUCAAGUAACAGUUUGACCUCUAGUUGCUUUUUCAUUUUAUUCUUCUUCUGGUUAUUUGUUAGCAGGCAAAAACAUGAGCACAAUAUUAUUUUCCAAGCAUAUGUACAAUUAUGUAUGGUUAUAAACAACAUGAACCCUACUUUUUACCAUAUAUACUAUCACAUGCAUGUUUUUGUUCUUAUCCCAGGUAAACCAUUGAAUUCAACCUUUCAGCCAUGAAUGAAUGCAAAACAAAUUUAUGAAAAGAAUUACUUCAAUUUUUUUGCGUGUGUGUGGCAGAGGACAGUUUCUUUUAAAGAAUAACCAGUCAUUCCUCAUAAAAAACAAAAAAGAAAUCAUUCACUUUCCCCAAAUUCAGCAGUUUUACUAAGCCUGCCAGCAGUUUUGAAGAUACUGGAAAGAUACUCCACUGUUUGUUCUGUGUGCAUCUUGCUUACAAUGCUUGGGAAUUUAACCUCGUCGAUCAAUACAUUUGAGUGACUGAAGGAAAGGGUGUAGGUGGACACCAUUGUGGGGGGGACAGCAAGCAUAACCUUCAUCUAUGCCAGUAUUAUCAGCAACAGGGAACUGUGAGCUUGAGGGAUAAUUUUUUUGUUCUUCACUACGUAACUAUUGUAGAUAUAACUCUAUUUAUCUGUUGUACAGACUUGGUUAAAAGAUUUAUUUUUAAUGUUUGAAAUAAUGCACUUGUUUACUAUUACUGUAUGUGGGAUAAAUAUAUUUUCUUUUCAGGUUAUGUAAAAACAUGAAGUAAUUUAAACAUAAAAUAAAUGUGCUGUGGAUGCUUA
Molecule: messenger RNA, 4687 nt
Organism: Oenanthe melanoleuca
Lineage: Eukaryota; Metazoa; Chordata; Aves; Passeriformes; Muscicapidae
Gene: CASD1
Product: CAS1 domain containing 1
Exons: 18
Coding region: 144-2540 (798 amino acids)
Cellular component (GO): Golgi membrane
Molecular function (GO): N-acetylneuraminate 9-O-acetyltransferase activity
Source: RefSeq, a predicted model, not a curated record